Messenger RNA from Nematolebias whitei (Rio pearlfish), 1485 nucleotides. It is a transcript of the gene omgb, whose product is annotated as oligodendrocyte myelin glycoprotein b. Gene Ontology annotation, molecular function: protein binding. Gene Ontology annotation, biological process: neuron projection regeneration. The record is from RefSeq and is a predicted model, not a curated record. The transcript has 2 exons. NCBI's taxonomy places the organism in Eukaryota, Metazoa, Chordata, Actinopteri, Cyprinodontiformes, Rivulidae. Bases 1 to 1485 code for a protein of 494 amino acids.
AUGUUGAGGCUUUUCUGGAAGGAGACAGAGUACAUGAGUUUCAACGCUGGUGCAGCCGGCUACUGGAAGCAAGCAGCAGACAACACAGGAAAGCACAGAGAGAGAGAGAGAGAUCUGGAGCCUGCUCUGCUGAAGCUUUGUCUCAAAGAGGCCCUUCUGGAACUUGUCCUCGUGCUGUGGUUGGGACUGCGCGUCUUGGCCGUGUGUCCCUCCACGUGCUCCUGCACCCACAGCCACAGGGAGGUUGACUGCUCCCGGAGGGGCCUGAAGCAGCUGCCUCAUGGCCUGCAGCACAACAUACGCUCCCUCAACCUGUCUCACAACCAGCUUCACAACCUGGACGGUGAGCUUGCGGCAUACACCCACCUCCGGAAGCUGGAUUUGUCCCACAACAGGCUGAGCCGGCUGCCCGAAGACCUGCCUCGCUCCCUCUGGCAACUCCACGCCACGUUCAACCGCAUCCACCUGCUGGACAAAAACGACACGGCCAUCCAGUGGAACCUACAAACACUGGACCUGUCCAACAACAACCUGCAGAGGGCCAUCUUCAUCAACAACACACUGAUCAACCUGAGGACGCUCAACCUCAGCUAUAACCACUUCUGGACUCUGCCCACCAACCUGCCCGCACACGUGGAGACCAUUGAUCUGUCGCACAACCUGCUUGUGAAGGUGCUGCCCAGUUCUCUAGACCGUCUGACGAGAGUAACUCGUUUCUACCUUCAUGCUAACCGCUUCUCCUCACUGCCGUUUGGAGUUCUGGACAGCAUGGUGUCGCUUGAAGUCAUCACGUUGGGCAGCAACCCUUGGGCCUGUCAUCUUUACGCUGACAUGGAUUACCUGCUCUCCUGGACCCAGCGUACCUCCACACGAGUCCUCGGCUGCCCCUGCCACACCCAGCCUGUCUGCGGAGGGGUACACCCCAACAGGACUGGAGGGUGGCACUACGCCUCCUACAGUGACCCGGAUCUGAGCUCCACGGCCUCAGAAGCCGACGCCACUCCGUGGUGGUACCUGUCGGUUUCUGCUCUGCUCAGCACGCCUCAACCCCCCCACAAGACCUUAAACAAAGGGCAAUCCGCCUCCCCAACCACGCCCAUCAGCAUUUCCACCUUAACCCACCAAACCAUUAAUCACCAGGCUGCAACUGCCGGCCCGGAUAACAUCGAUCACCUCAUCUCUGGCACAAAGGAAACCUCCCCGCCUGACUCCCCCCACACCUCGGACUCGUUCCAUUUCUCGGAGAAAAGCCUUAUUGCUGAAACAUCCGAGGGGGACGGCAUGGGGUUGGCCACAAAUCGAUUCUUUCCAACAGAGAGCUCCUCCGCCCAAACAAAGAGGAUGACCACUCUUCGUACGAGAAGCGUGAGGAGGCAGAACCAGUCACUUCCUGGUGAUGGCAGAAACAGCAGCCCGUCUCUUCCGGUCUACUCUUUACUCCCUUUGCUGCACAACCUGGUGCUUCUGUCUUUUAUCGUCCUCUGA